GCGGCAGCCAGCGCAGAGACUGCAUGAUACUACAGCACGGUCCUCACUUCGCACAGACACACAACGGCACCAGUCUCUCUCUCCGGCUGCCGGCUGUCUGACACACUUCACCUAUGGACCACUACAUCGCCCGGGCUAUGGGGGUGCACAGCAUUGUGCCGCCUCUGCGCUGCCACCUACGGCAGGUAUACGGUGCCACCACUCUGUAAAGAUAUAAAUAGCAAUAAAUAACAGUGGCAGGAGCACGGUCACACGCGGAGAGUCAGGCUAUCGGCUCUCAGACAUGACACAAGUAACGUCUCCCCCCGUAGCCGGCAACAAGUGGACGCUCCCCGUGGAACGCAUACUGGCUGCGACACCUGCGCACAGGGACAAACGGCAGAGCGGGGGCGUGGCCAGUUGCUGCACUUCCGCCAGUCUCCGGCUCUGCCACCUAUCGCUCACAGCCAAUAAGCCAACAAAUCACAGUGCGCAGGCUUUACGUGGAGAAGGCUUUGAAAAGUCAGCUGACUUGAUGAAAUUAUUACCGGCCGACCUGCUUGCUGAACUGUGUCAGCAUGUUAUUGAAUAUCUCCUACGUGAGAAUUGUGGUGUAGAUCAGACACUUCUCUGUCAGAGGUUUCAAACCGCAGGAGUGGAAACCAAUGUGGAUGAAGUUAGACAUGUCAUUAAUACAUUGAGCGGUCUCUUCAGCACUGCUGCAAAGCAGCAACUGUCCAGUGAUGCACUAGUACACACCGUUACCAGCCACUUCACGCUUCCUAAGCAGAGCCUGCAAGUUAUUCGUCAUGUGUGGAAUGAGGAGGGGAAAAGGCUGUCCGAGGCUGAAGGAACCAGGGAUCUGUUACCAGCUUUACAACUUGUUGAUUUCCAGUGGAAAAUUGGAAUGGCAGUUAGUUCAGACAGCUGCAGAUCCCUAAAGCAUCCUUAUGUCACUGUAGCAAUGAAAUUAGCAGACUAUUCCGGAGAGGUUAGAAGCAAGGUGUUUGAAAUGACUAUUCCAGAGUUUCAGAAUUUCUUCAAGCAAUUUAAAGAUAUGUCUGUGGCUCUGGAGAAUGUUUGAAGUAAACUCUUCACGGUGCCUUUGCUUCCUCCUGUUUCUAACAUAACAAGAUGGAUCUUGUGACCUGCAUUAGGCAUACUGUACAUUGUCAGCAUGACAAGAAGGAUGUAACAUUGGCUAAAGUAUAGUUUGUCUAAUGUAAAAAAUUGUGAGAUGGAUUUGUAUUAAUAUCCAUCCAAAUCUCUCCUGUCAGUCUUUUUCAUUGAGGCAUUGCCAUUUCUUGGCAAACAAGGAGUCAGACACAAAUUCCAGAAGUUUUAUAAUAGCCUGCACAGGUAUGAGUCUUAAAUCUAUGUGUAUUGUAUGCAUUCCUCUGUACUAGGAGUGAUACUCUACACACCAUGCAGUUGUCAUCCUUCACAAAUGCUGAAAGAAACUUGAUAGCUAAUUAUAUUUUAAUUCACAGUAAAAGAGAAAAAUGUCAUUAAUAUAAUAUAUACAACAUCUGCUUUAUCAUUAGUAAAUGGCAUAUAUUAUUCCACCUUUUUCUCCAGGUAACUAUAACUAGGCUUACCAUACUAUCUCUUUAAACCAGGACACUCCUCAAUUACACAGGUUCUCUAGCUGAUUAAAAGCAGGUGAAAUGCAGGCUGGACUUCAGCCAGCCACAGAACCUGUGUAAUAUAUGGGGGAUCUGGUUUACAGGAAUGGUAUGGUAAGUCUACUGUAUGCAUUACUUUGUUACAUUUUAUUUUUAGUUACAAGCUUCAUAUUUUAAUAAGGACAUACAUGAUGUGGUAACGGUUGCCAGCUGCAAUAUGCACUUUAUUUUCACAUUAUAUAUGUGCACAAUUAUAGUGCCCCCCUCUUCUUCUUUUUUUUUUUUUUUCCCCUAUCUGUGCAUUUGUUCCAUCUGGACUAAACUUCCCCAGGCAUUUGACAGCUGCUGUGUAUCCUCAGUGGUUUGUUCUCUGCUAUUGCCCAGACGGCUCUGCAUAAAGAGCAGUCUCGGGCAAACUAUUCUUCAGCUGUUGAAUUUAAAGUAAAAAAUGGCAGUGACUUCUUCUAUUUCAACAACAAAGAACUUAUUUCCCACCUUUAAUGUAAAAUAGAUUCUCCCUUAAAUCGCCUGUUCCUUUACAUGAUCAUUGCAAGAUGUUUUCUCUGUCUUAGCACACUUUCGAUAUUGAAAAUAAAAACAUGUCAUUUAACAAAGACAAGAUGAUUGUGUUGGAAUCCUUUGUGACAGUGAAAAACCAGUACAACCCCUUUUAAGGAAUAAAUUAAGAAUUUGCAUCUUAUCCAAUCUGCUUUUUUCAACAGUGUCUCAAGUCUCACUCAGAUUCCAAAGGAAUUUUCCAAGCUGGUAUGACAGAAGACAAACAAAGGAGCCACUUGCGGCAAUACGAGGACUUUUUUCACCCCUUUACCAAUGAGGAUGUUCUCAUCCCCGUGCUGAGCAUAUUUUGGCAAUUUAAGGGCUGGUCAAUGAAGGGUUAACUCUUCUGUGCUUUGUAAAUAUUACUUUUUAUAUGAUCAAUUUCCUUAUAAUAGUUACAGUGUAAAAGUGAAUAUUUCUACUUCCCUAAUGAAGGGUUAAAACAUGCUAUAUGAACUGUUAUGUGUUUGCAUAGAUACGUACUACCCUGUGCCGGAUACCUUUGUCUGCUCAUACAAAUACCAGGCUUGUAUGAGCCUGGUUUUCAAGGGCAGUCCCAUACCAGAUCAAACCUGUUAUUUCUAUUUCUGUGUGGUACCAAAUAUCCUGUGUUACAGACUUUGUUAAAUGUUUUGAGAAACUUGUAGAAAAACCCAUAUAUGGACAUCCGCCUUAUCAAUUCUGCCUGGUAACUACUAACGAGCCAAUAAGAAGUGUAACAACAUGUCAGUUACACCCAUAUACGUUGUCUUUUAUACUUUUGUUAACCUCAUAAUAAACCAGUGUGAAUCUUUA
This is a messenger RNA of Pseudophryne corroboree (corroboree frog), 2957 nucleotides long. RefSeq names its product COMM domain containing 6 (gene COMMD6). Gene Ontology annotation, molecular function: NF-kappaB binding. The record is from RefSeq and is a predicted model, not a curated record. The coding region runs from base 284 to 1063 and encodes 259 amino acids. The transcript is spliced from 7 exons. Lineage: Eukaryota; Metazoa; Chordata; Amphibia; Anura; Myobatrachidae.